Messenger RNA from Rubroshorea leprosula, 1345 nucleotides. Lineage: Eukaryota; Viridiplantae; Streptophyta; Magnoliopsida; Malvales; Dipterocarpaceae. The record is from the annotation of a GenBank genome assembly.
GGUGGAGAGAAUAAAGAAUUUUGAAUGUUGGGUAGGCAAUAAGCUCGGGGAUUUGAACGCGAAUAUUGUUUUGAAAAGGGUUUUGCCGUGGACUUGGAAGAUCAACGGCCGACGGAAUGGCGGCCGACUUGCCGAUGAGCCCUCAAUUGGAGCAGAUCUACGGUGAAAUUCAGGAUCAUUUUCGUGCUCUUGCGUUUUGUCUGGUGGUCGGCAAUACACUAAAUCAACCCCUGAAAUCUUGAACACUAACCCCAAUUAGAUGAUAAUGAGAAUGUAUACCUCAACGUAUUCGUUAGUGCUCUUCGCCACACCCAAAUCUCUUUUAAAUUUAAAUCCAGAUUCUCCACCCAGAAAUCGUCCGCCCCAAAAAUCCAUACAAAAUUCCUCCAUCCCACCAAUUUCCCUAAUCGCAAUUCCCAGAAAUCCCUAAUCGCCCCUAUCCCAGAAAUCCCUAAUCACAAUCUGAAGUUUUUACCCAAAAAAAUUCUUAAUUGCAGCUACCAGAAAUCCAAUCCCAAAUUUCUACCUAAAGAAACCCCUAAUUGCCGUAACUCAAAUGUAAUGGGAAGUCAAGUUGGGAAGAUCGGUCAUGAUAAAGAAGAUGACAAGGAAAAACUGAGCACCGAUUAUGGAAAGAUUUUUCCUUUUUCUCUUUUUAGUCAUUUUCGUUUUAAGCUGUUUUGUAGUUUUCUUUUUAAUUUUCAUAAUCUUCCUUUUACUUAUUUAAUUCUAGAGAGGAAACAUUUUGCAUGGAUUACUUGUAGAUCUUGCCAAAGCAGAGAGGAUUGUCGCUCAUAAUGCCCUACACCAAAAUUCUUCAAGAUUUGGAAGAGAGGAAUUCCUUGAAACUGUUUUCAAAUUUUAAUUAGCAUUUUCUUUCCAUGAAUUCUUGAAACUGUACAUGCAUUCACUGUUGAAACCAAAAUACAUGAGUAUUGGGAGGGAGGACAAGAAUAUAAAGAUAUAAAUGCUAGCUGUAAGUUUCACAUACUUUAUUCAUACUUGAGUUCCACUGACAUUUAAUAUUUGUUUUUGGUUUAUAAUUUUUUGCUCCCUUCUGUUUUUAGGAGCCAAUACAACAAGUUAGUCAAAAGGUUGCUGAAGAAAAGAGGAAUUUGUCAAUGCAGGUUCAGAUGCUGCAAAGAUCUGGUAUGAAAUGACUUUUCCAUUUACUUGAGAUUUAUAAUCACUUUAACCCAAUUCAAUACUAGAAAUUACUCAAGUACAUCCACUUUUUGUUUUUGAAGCCAAUGUUAGUGGAAGUGAAGUAGAAAGAUUAGCAUAAUAUAAAAAUUUGUUCAUGUGCAUGAAGCCAGCAUCAGAAGAGUAAAUUCUUAUCUUUAUA